Cyanistes caeruleus (blue tit) is the source of this 2747-nucleotide messenger RNA. The record is from RefSeq and is a predicted model, not a curated record. Lineage: Eukaryota; Metazoa; Chordata; Aves; Passeriformes; Paridae.
GGUCCUGGGGAUGUGGUGAAGAGCACUGCCCUUCCCAGCACACCCCACUCAUCCUGGGAUGCAGCAAACCUGGCUUUCUGCCAGGAAUCGAUGCCAUGUGUUCCUGUGCUCUCCUGAGUGGCUUUGCCAGAUGAACAAUCUGGGAGAACUCCCACAAGAAACAUCUUUGAUUUUCUCACUGUUGGCCUUCACUGGCACUUUUUAAAGGAAAAAAGUAUCUUAAGGACAUUUUCCUUUUGCAUUGCCCCUUGAUGCAGAGGUUGGACCAAAGUUAAAUUGGUCACUUUGCUGAGUCCCUUCUCUUCUGAAAUCUGGAGCAAAACUUCAUUUUCACAUGUUCCAGUGACAGCCCCAACUCUGUGUAAGCCACAGACAGAGUGCAAAUCUGAUCCCUUCCCUGUUUCUUAUAGAGGGAUAUAACAAUUACUGGUUAAGGGGUGAGAACCUGAUUGGCCUCACCAGGACCUGUCAACCACACAAUGUCAUCUUUGUGAUGAAGAAAUGUCAACUAAACCACAGGAUGCUGCUGUACAGACCAGGCAGAAAGUGUGCACCAAUGAUGUGAAUAAAUGGAUGUCUACAUUUUCAUAAUAACCCGCUAAUGAGUCCUCUAGGAAGCUCAACAAGCUCCCAAGAGAGAAGCAAGCAUUCAAAUGAGCUGGUAAUACACCAGAGAGCAGGAAUAACAGACAAAUUGCAUUCCCUCUGAUCUCUCUGAGUGCAAGAACUAAACUCUGAUCAGGAUGGCCAUGAGGAAAAUAGAAAAGAUAACUGAGGAGAUUUGGCCUCCAUCCCACACAAGCAGCACCUGCAGGGCUCUCACACAGCCAUGCCCAUCAGCCAUGGACUGGCCUCAGGCUACUGAAGGACAAGGGUGUGGAGGCUGCCCUGCUUCAGCUCCGAGCCAAGCCUGGCCCAUGACAUUGGCACACAGCUGCACUCCUGGCUAUAUAAACACAGCUCUCCAGCUGGGACUGUCCCCUCAGGGCUGCCCUAGCCAUGGCUCGCUGGCACAUCCUGGCCUUGGCCCUGUGCUCCUACCUUGGGGUAGCCUGGGCUGCGACCCUGGGUGUGGUGCUUACCGAGGGAGGAUUUGUGGAAGGUGAGAGUAAGAAACUGGGACUCUUUGGGAGCUACGUCGACAUCUUCAGAGGGAUUCCCUUUGCCGCCCCUACAAAGACUCUGGAAGAUCCCCAACCUCAUCCUGGCUGGGAUGGGACUCUGAAGGCAAAAGAAUUCAAAAAACGCUGCAUGCAGGUGAAGCUCACCCAGACUGAUGUCCGUGGGAGCGAGGACUGUCUCUACCUCAACAUCUGGGUCCCUCAAGGGAGGAGACAGAUCUCUACCAAGCUGCCUGUGAUGGUUUAUAUCUACGGUGGUGCCUUCCUGGUCGGAGGCAGCCAGGGAGCCAAUUUCCUGGACAACUACCUGUAUGAUGGGGAGGAGAUUGCCGUGCGGGGCAACGUCAUCGUGGUGACCAUCAACUACCGCCUGGGGCCGCUGGGCUUCCUGAGCACCGGGGAUGAAAACCUGCCAGGGAACUACGGGCUCAAGGACCAGCACAUGGCCAUUGCCUGGGUGAAGAGGAACAUCAAGGCCUUUGGGGGUGACCCAGACAACAUCACCAUCUUUGGGGAGUCGGCUGGUGCCGCCAGUGUCUCCCUGCAGACCCUGUCCCCAAAGAACAAGGGCCUGUUCAAGAGAGCCAUCAGCCAGAGCGGUGUUGGGAUGUGCAGCUGGGCCAUCCAGAGGGACCCGCUCGUCUGGGCCAAAAAGCUUGGAGAAAAGGUGGGCUGCUCCACAGACAACACCACCGUCUUGGCCAACUGCCUGCGCAACUCUGAUCCCAAAGCCUUGACCCUGGCCUACCACAUGCAGCUCACCAACCUGCCCAUGCCCCUGGUGCACACCCUCGCCCUCGCUCCUGUGGUCGAUGGGGAUUUCCUCCCAGACACGCCAGAGAAUCUCUUUGCCAACGCUGCUGACAUCGACUACCUGGCCGGGGUCAAUGACAUGGACGGGCACAUCUUUGCCGGCGUGGAUGUGCCCGCCAUCAACGGCCCGCUGCGGAAAGUCACUGCGGACCAGGUGUACAAUUUGAUCAAAGGCCUCACCGUGGACAGGGGCGAGGCUGGAGCCAACGCCACCUACAACAUCUACACACAGAGCUGGGGUGACAAACCCAAGCAGGAGGUCGUGAAGAAGACAGUGGUGGAGCUGAUCACUGACUACAUCUUCCUGAUUCCCACACAGGUGGCACUGGACCUGCACCUGCAGAAUGCCAAGAGUGGCAAGACCUACAGCUACUUGUUCUCCCAGCCGUCCCGCAUGCCCAUCUACCCCAGCUGGGUCGGGGCAGACCAUGCUGAUGACCUGCAGUACGUGUUUGGGAAGCCCUUUGCCACCCCGCUGGGCUACCUGCCCAAGCACAGGACUGUCUCAAAGGCCAUGAUUGCUUACUGGACCAAUUUUGCCAGGACUGGUGAUCCCAACAAAGGGCAUUCGGAUGUGCCCGUUUCCUGGCCAGCCUACACCAACAAGGCCAAAUACUACCUGGAUAUCAACAACAAGCUUGGAUAUAACAACAAGCUGAACAAGAACUCUGUGAAGCAGGACCUGAGAUCUGAUUAUGUGACCUUCUGGAACUCAGUCUAUCUGAAGCUGCCACAGGUUGCCAACAUCUCCCAGUCAGAGUUAAUGUUUUGAACCCUUUAAAGACAGUUCAUUAAAGGCUUGCUUGUAACUGA